Messenger RNA from Sipha flava (yellow sugarcane aphid), 1053 nucleotides. RefSeq names its product zinc finger BED domain-containing protein 5-like. The transcript has a single exon. Lineage: Eukaryota; Metazoa; Arthropoda; Insecta; Hemiptera; Aphididae. Bases 1 to 1053 code for a protein of 350 amino acids. The record is from RefSeq and is a predicted model, not a curated record.
AUGGAUAAAUUUUUGAACAGACCUAAACGUGAUAAUCCGGAAUUUGAUAGUUCUAAUACUGUAAGAAAAUCAAAACACCGUAAAUAUGAUGAGAGUUACAUGGAUUAUGGUUUUACGUAUACAUUAGUGGAGAAUGAAGAACGUCCACAGUGUGUUAUUUGUUUCAAAGAGAUGGCUGUUGAAAGCAUGCUCCCUAAUAAAAUAAAACGUCAUUUGGAAACGGUACAUGAAACUUUGAAAAACAAACCACGUACAUAUUUUGAGUCAAAAUUAAAAGCAAUGCGUGAACAAAAGAUAACCUUUGCCAAGCAUGCUAAGAUCCCUUCUAAGGCUCUGCUUGCAUCUUACAAAGUUGCUUAUCAGGUCGCUAAAUGUAAAAAACCACACACUAUCUCAGAACAGCUCAUUUUACCGGCAGCAAUGGAUAUGGUGUCAAUUAUGCUUGGGGAGGCUGCUGCCAAGCAAUUAAUGAACAUACCAUUAUCAGAUACUACUAUUAGUCGCAGAAUACUUGAUUUGGCUGAAGAUAUUAACGAUCAGUUGAUAGAUAAAUUAAAAGGCAAGGAUUUUUCUCUACAACUGGACGAAGCCACUGAUAAUAAUAAUGAUGGCCACCUAAUCUGUUACGUGAGGUUUAUAGAUGGUGGCGUUUUUCACGAAGAUCUUCUUUUUUGCCGAACUAUUAAAAGUCAAGCUAGAGCAAUAGAUUUGUUCCAAAUGCUCGAUUUUUUCAUUACGGAAAAUAAUUUAAUGUGGGAAAUGUGCUGUGGUAUUUGUACUGAUAGAGUUCGUUCGAUGUCAGGAUGUUACAACGGACUUCAAGCCCUCAUUAAAAGAAAAGCCCCAUUUGCUGUAUGGACUCAUUGCAUAAUUCACAGAGAAGCUCUCGCUUCAACAUCUAUCAGCCCAUCUCUUGAUGAGGUAUUGCAAUCAACUAUUAAAAUCGUUAACUUCAUCAAAACUCGUCCAUUGAAAUCCAGAUGUUUCGAACAAAUGUGUGUUGAUAUGGGAGCUGAGCACACUUCCUUACUUUACUAUUGCAAUUCUCGAUGA